Messenger RNA from Cloeon dipterum, 972 nucleotides. RefSeq lists its product as uncharacterized. The transcript is spliced from 9 exons. Gene Ontology annotation, molecular function: odorant binding. The coding region runs from base 100 to 873 and encodes 257 amino acids. Lineage: Eukaryota; Metazoa; Arthropoda; Insecta; Ephemeroptera; Baetidae. The record is from RefSeq and is a predicted model, not a curated record.
CUGUCGGCCAUUGUGGCGCGUCAUUGGCCAGAAAGGAAAUGCCUACGUGAUCAUUUUACUGUGUCGUUCAGCGUUUUCGAUCAGCAAGAUACAGCAACGAUGGGUAUCAGGGCGUGUGUAGUACUCGCCCUCGCGGCAUUUUUUCUCCAAGAGGUACCCGCCUUUGACUUGACGGGACUAAACUUUGGCAAUCCGCUUGCGGGCCUUUUCGGAGGCACCAACAAGCGUCAUGUCAGGCAAGUGGACACCGUCAAAGCCUGUUCUUGGUGGACAAUUCAGAAAAACUUUUUGUGCUGCAAGUUCCCAACACCUUUCACAUCCAGUGACACUGCAAUAUGCGCAACUAAGAAGAGAGGGUUUUCCAAAGGAAACAAAGACAGCAGACUCGCAGAAAUGGGAUUGGCUUGCAUCGUCAGUUGUACUAUCAAGCGGAGGGAUUCGCUUUACGAAAAUGGAACUGCGAAUGUGGAAAAACUGCGAGCUCAAUUUCUGGCUUCAACCCCUUCGAAUGACUGGAAAAAUAUAAUUAAUGGAGCCUUUGACACGUGCUUGGACCAACUGCAGUACGCCGACAUCACGAAAGAGGGAGACUGCCAGAUGACCAACCUUCAUUUCGCUUACUGCCUCUACAGCAUUGGAGUCAGGCAAUGCCCGGAGGAAUCCCGCACGUCAUUGGAGGAAUGCUACGUGUUCUUUGAAAAUGUAGCGAAUGGAAAGUCCAAGUGCAACCCCUGGCCUGCGCCUUUGAAUGGUUAUAUUGGACCUGCAGUGACGACAAACCAGUCCCAAAUUGAAUCGCUGUCGACUUCUACGACGAUCAAUGAUUCUUCAUCGGCCGCCUCCUCCACCAAGUCAACAGAUAGAUUCUACUGAGUGAAGCGUUUUUAAACUUGUUUUCUUAAAGUUUUAAAUGAUUGAGGUCACGAUUUAAUAAAAGAAGGGGUGAUUUUUACUGGUUUGCAAAAAACAAAA